This is a messenger RNA of Rotaria sordida, 876 nucleotides long. The record is from the annotation of a GenBank genome assembly. Lineage: Eukaryota; Metazoa; Rotifera; Eurotatoria; Philodinida; Philodinidae.
AUGUUGGAACGAAAGACAGGGAUUGUUUUUGCAAUAGCUGGUAUUAUAACAAUAAUUGGUUUUAUCGGUGGUGUUGCACCAGGAAUUAUUCUUAAAAAUUAUGGAUUAUUUGGUAUUAGUUUGGGUAUACUUCUAUUUAUUAUUAUUCUCUUGAUAAUUACAACGUUUAUAUUUGAAUAUCAGAAUAAAAAUCAACAAUUUUCAAUUUUUUCGAGACGAAUUAAUAUCUUUAGUACGAGAUUAUCAAGAAAUGAAAAAAUCUUGCUUACUUUUACUAAUGGUCUACUUUUUACUGCUGGUAUCUUUCUUGGUAUACUUUGUGGAUUAUUACUCAGAGCUUUGAAUGCAUCAUAUAUUACUUAUAUUAUUAUUACAGCUAUAUUUAUCUCAGCUUUAUUAACACUUUUCAUCAUGAUUUUAAUACUAGAAUGGAAAGAUUCUAGAAAACCAACAAUAGAAAUUACUGAACAAAAUCAAACAUUAGUUGAAUCGAAUACACAUUCAAAAGUAUUGACUAAACCACAAGAUGGACCACAAAAUACAGCUGCAAGAAUUAACCGUUAUUAUCCACGUUAUGCUGAUAAUUCUUUGAAAUCUUCAUGGCAAACUUCUUCUUCUAAUGAUUUUACAAGAUAUUCAAAUAAUACUUUUCAUACUGCAAAACCACUUACAACUAUACAAAGAGAAUAUCAAAAAUUACUUCAUCCAUCACCAAAAUUUUAUGUUAAUGAUAAAGUUUAUGUUAAUGAUCAAGAUAUAGCACAGAUACUUGGCGAUGAAGGCUCAGGUAUUUAUCGAAUUCAAUAUCUUGAUAGUGGUUUAAUCGAUUAUCGAAAUGUUCAAGAACUUCGAAAAGCAUUGCCUUUGAUUACUUAA